Messenger RNA from Aphidius gifuensis, 4377 nucleotides. Its product is annotated as fl(2)d-associated complex component-like. NCBI's taxonomy places the organism in Eukaryota, Metazoa, Arthropoda, Insecta, Hymenoptera, Braconidae. The annotation marks the transcript as partial. Gene Ontology annotation, molecular function: metal ion binding. The record is from RefSeq and is a predicted model, not a curated record. The transcript has 3 exons. Gene Ontology annotation, cellular component: RNA N6-methyladenosine methyltransferase complex.
GGUUAAGAGAGAAUAGUUGUGUAUUUUUUUCUCUCCCCUCAUUAAUCAAUUGUAUAAUAAUUAAUUAAAAAAAAAAAUGAAUGAAAAACAAAAACAAAGUGUUAUCAUAAUCAAGUGUUUGAAAUAAUUAGUUUAAUAAUUAUUAUUUUAUUUUAUUAAAAAUAAAUGAGCAGUUGAGUAGAAGAAGAAAAAAAAAAGAAAAAAAAAAAACAUCAUCAAGUUUAUGAUUGAAACAUUAAAAGAAGCAUUUGCAUAGUGCAGUUAUGUGCUAUAAUUGUACAGAUAAUAUUGUUUUAUAGUGAUAAUAUGUCAAAAUCAAAUGUAAAAAAAAUACAAGUUGACGCAACUAAAUGUAAUGCAGACUUGAGAAGACCAAGUGUUUUUGAAAGAUUAGGAACCAAGCCAAUAUCAAUUGUAACAACACAACAACAAACAGUCAGUGAUUAUUGUAGGAAUUGGGCAUUGAAUGGCAGUUGUUCAUAUGGUAAAACUUGCAAAUAUGCAAAUACUCAUACUCUGAUAAGUCCAUCAAAACGAGUUAAAAAGGACAUCACAAAUGCAAGUACAGUGACACAGCCAAAAGAAGAUCACUUCAAACGUAUUACAUCAAAACUUGUAUCACAAACACCACAGAGUCCAGAUCUUGAUUUAGAAGAGUGGAAUCAAACUGAUUUGGAAUACGAAGACGAAAAAGUAUUGGAAAGACGUCGUCAAUUAUUACAAAAAGAAUUAGAAUUACAAAUGAAGAAAGAUAAAGAAGUACAUGGUAAAGAUAGAUCAAAACAUAAAAAAAAAGCUAUGAGUACAUCAUCAAGUUCACAUUCAUCAAGUACAUCAUCAUCAAGUAGUAGUUCAAGUAGUGAUGAUUCAUCAACAUCAUCAACAUCUGAUUCACAUAAAAAAAUUAAAAAAAUUAAACGUCAUAUUGGUAAUAAUGAUGAGAGAGAACGUAAGAAAAAAAUUAAAUUAAAACGUCUUGUUGCACAAAAAGAUAAUAAAAUUAUUAAAAAAAAGAAAAAAAUUGAUAUGACAACAACAACAUCAACAACAAAACGUGAUAGUACUAAUACAAAUGUUAAAAGAGUUAUUGUUGGUAAUACAAGAAAACAUAAUGACAUUAAAUCAAGAUCACCAAUACCAAGUUUAACAACAGCAGCAUCAACAACAAGUAAAUCAAUAAUAAAUAAAGAUAAAAAUCAUAGUGAAUCACCAAAAUUAAAAUCACGUGAUGAUAAAGAACAACGUAUACAUCGUAAAGGACGUGAUUAUGAUGAUUCAAUUAAUUUUCAAGAUAUAACAAAAUGUCGUAAUAUUGAUAAAUUAAAAAAUCGUAUUAAUGAUAAUGAUAGAACAAUUGUUAAGCCACGUAUUAAAGAUAAAGAACAAUUAAAAUCAAGAACACCACCACUUGAUCAACGUCCAAAACAACAACAGCAUGUAUCACAAAUAAUUGUUAAAGAUACAAAUAUUAAUAAAUUUCAUCGUAGUAGAACACCUGAAAAAUUAUUAUCACGUGUUAAACGUGAUUUAACACCACCAUUACGUCAUCAAGAUAAACAAUUAAUAUUACAAAAAGCAGCAGCAGCAGGAACAUCAUCAUCAUCAUCAAUACGUAAUCGUGAUAUUGAUAAACAUGAAUUUCAUAAAAAUAAAGAACGGGAUGAUAAUAAUAUUAGAAAAAAUGAAACAUUUCAUAAACGUACUAUUAAUCAAUUACCAGAUAAUCAACGUAAGAAUAUUAUUGAUGAGCGUAAUUCACGUUCACGUAUUAAAGAACAUCAUGAAAAAGAACAACGUAAUGAUAGAAAUCAGCAACGUUUUGAUCAACAACAACAACACCAACAACAACAGCAGCAACAACAUAAAGAACGUGAUGAUAUUGUUGAUCAUCGUACACGUGAAAGAACACGUGAACGUGAUAAAGAUUUAAUAAAAAUACGUGAACGUGAAUUACCAUUAUUAUCAUCAUCAUCACCAAGUGGUAGUUUUGAUAAAUCAAGAUAUCGUGAAAAAGAAAAAGAUGAUAAAAUAAAUUCACGUGAUCGUAGAAUUGAUAGAAAUGAACGUGAUAUUAAAGUAUUAGAAAGAGAACGUAUAACACAAAGAUUUGAUAGAAUUAUUGAAAAAAAUGAAAGAUGUGAACGUUUAGAACGUUUUCCACGUGAACGUUCACUUGAUAAAACAAUUGAUACUAAAAAUAUAACAUCAAAUAUACGUGAACAUAAUAUAACAGAACAAAUAUAUGAACGUGGACAAACAAAUAGACAUCGUAGAUUUAAUCAAAGAUUUGAAAGAGGUCAUUCAUCAACAAUGAUUGAUCAUGAAAGAAAAGAUAUUGUAACAACAAAACUUGAAAGACGUGAUAGUCCACGACAAAAUAUUGAAUUUGAACGUGGUUAUACAAGAUUACAAAAUGAUCAUUGGGAACAAUCAGAUGAAUCAACAACAAGAAUUGAUUAUCAUUCACAUGAUGAUGAAAGAAGAAAAGUACCAAUUGAAACACGAAAAUUUAUUAAUGACAGACGUACACGUGAUGAUACAAGACCACAAUCAAGAUAUCCAGUACAAGAUCAACGUCCAUUUGAUGAUCAUCAUCAUCAUCAUCCAGUACAUCCAAGUCAUCCAGGUCAUCCAGGUCAUCCAAUACAUUCAGCUCAUCAGGCUCAUCAAAUUCAUCCAGCUCAUCAAUUAUACAAUAAUUCAACUGAUAAAUUACGUCCAGGUAUUAUACGAGAUGAAAAUAAUGGUAAUGAUAAAUGGGAAUUACCACAUGAAAUUGAAAAACAUAAUCGUGAUCGUCGUUAUAAUAAUAAUAAUGAAUGGGAAGAACGUGAAUGGCGUCCACCAGCACCAAGAAAUCCAGGUAUAUGGGAUUGUGAAACUGUAACAAGACCAUCAGAUAAUAAUAAAGAUGAUUGGACAGAAAGAUAUGAUAAUCCACGACCAGAAUGGAAAAUUGGUGAAAAUCGUAAAUGGGAAAAUCCAGCAUUAUUAUUACGUAAUGCUGCAUAUAGAAAUGAAAGAUUAAAAGAAAUGGAACAUGGAGCAAAUGAAAAUGGUCCACAUGCUAAAAGAAGAGUGCCUUUUAAUAAUCCACCAGUUGGUGAAAAUAAAGAUGAAACAAUUGUUACAACAACACAUGUUGUUAAUCAAAUUCAUCCAUCAAAACAAUUACAAUCACAACCACCAUCAACAUCAACAUUAACAUCAACGUCGACAUCAACUUUACCAUCAAAAACAUUAACACAAUCAGUAACAGCAACAACAACAGCAUCAACAUCAACACCAACAGCAGCAACUACAACACCAGCAACAACAACAACAACAGCAGCAACACCAGUAGCAUCAACAACAACAACAACAAUAACAACACCAGCCACAACAUCAACAACAACAACACCAGCAUCAUCAUCAUCAACAACAAUAGUUAAUCCAACAUUAAAAGAAGAAACUAUUAAUAAAAAAUUAAUUGAACUAUCUGAAGGUAAAAUAAUAACUGAUAAUAAUUUAAUUCAAAAACAAGUUAUUAAUGAAAAUAUAAAAAAUGAAACACAAGAUACAAGUGUACCAGAAAUUAAAAAAUUAGAUGAUAGUUUUCAAACACAUCAUGUUGCUGAGAGUGAUCUAAGUGAUAUUAGUGAUGAUCCUGAUGAUAUACUUAAUAUGGAUGACGUUGAAGAAUCACAAAAAAAAUUAUUAAAAAAUGAAAAAAAUAAUUCAUCAAUUGUUUCAAUAUCAAUUAAUAAUAAUAUCAAUAAUAACAAUGAUAAUAAUAAUCAAGAAAAAAAUAUUGUUAAAUUAAAUAUUAAUGAUAAUACAAUUGAUGAUGGAGGAACAUCUGUUAUUAAACAAGAUAAAGAUAAAGAUGAUCCAAUAACAACAAGUAUUGAUGAUGAAAAUUUAGAAACAAUGGAUUUUGAAGAAAUAUCUGAUGGUGAACUUGAAGAAGAUAUUAAAACAAGUGGUAAAGGAUUAGGUGAUGCACUUGGUGUUGAUUGGGAAAGUCUUGUUAAAGAAAUUCAACCAAAAUGGCCAACAUCAAAUAAUGACAUUAAAUCAGCUCAUAGUCGUUGGCAACCAAAAGAAAUAUUUCGUAGAAUUGGUAUAUCUAAAAAAUUAGCUGGUAAUGAUUUUGUUGAUAGUUUUAUUAAUGAAUUAUGUUCUAAUGAUGAACAUGAAAAUAAUGAUUAUUUACUUAAUGACGUUGCUAUGAUGCAUACUGCAUUAUUAAGACAUAAAUUAAUCAAUAAUAGCACUAAAAAAAAUUCAUUAUUUAAUAUAAAUUUUAAUUCAUUUAUGAUUAAUAAAAUUAAUAAUCCAGAUAUAUUAAAGCCAUUCACUAAUUUAUAUGAUGAGGCUAAAUUUUUACUUGAACAA